CAUUCAUCGGUUCCACUUUGUUUACAUCGAGCGCGUGUUUUCGUCGGGGGCGCUAGGUUUUACACUGACCUUUAACGCAGGAUGAAAGUUCUGCGAUGCUUACGAAGGCUUGCUUCCAAACCGAUACUGCAAGAAAGAUCAUUGCAUCUCAGCCCCUGUUCGUACAGCAAACUGAAAAGGAAACUGAAGGACUGGGAAGGCGUCGUUGGUCUCGAAGUUCACGUCCAGAUAGCUUCCGAGUCCAAGCUGUUCUCGGCCUCCCCUUACUCCUUCGGCGCACCUCCGAAUAGCCAAGUGUCCCCGUUUGACGCUUCAGUUCCCGGCACGUUACCCGUUUUGAACAGGAGGUGUGUAGAAGCUGCUGUUCUCACGGCCUUGGCCCUCAACUGCAAAGUCAACGCCGUGUCGCACUUUGAUAGAAAGCAUUACUUCUAUGCAGACAUGCCGGCUGGUUAUCAGAUAACUCAGCAGCGGUCACCACUGGCUACCGGAGGUCACCUGGACUUUGUGGUUUUUGCUCCGGGAUCACAGGAGACGUAUUUCAAACGAGCAACGCUGCAGCAGCUUCAGCUUGAGCAAGACAGCGGGAAGAGCUUGCACGACGCAGAACGCAACCGUAGCCUCAUCGACCUCAACCGUGCAGGAGUUGGAUUGAUGGAGCUUGUUUUCGACGCCUGCUUACAAGACGGCGAAGAGGCGGCCAGCCUUGUGAAGGAACUGCAGCUCAUCUUGCGUUCCCUGGGCGUAUGCAGCUGUAAGAUGGAGGAAGGGGCACUGCGGGUGGAUGCCAACGUGUCGGUGAAUCGUCCCGGAGAGCCUCGGGGAACCAGGACCGAAGUGAAGAAUCUGAACAGUCUGCGGUCCGUCGCUUAUGCCGUAGACUUUGAGAUUGGAAGGCAGAUUGCAGAGCUGACAUCCGGACAGACUAUUGUGAACAUGACGAUGGGAUUUGAUGCCAUCAAGAGGCGGACAGUUCCGAUGAGGGACAAGGAGGUGGUCCAGGACUACCGCUUCAUGCCCGAACCCAACCUGCCCCCCUUGGUGCUUGCCGAAGGCGGUGCCGGUGACCGGGAAGGGGCACGAGGGAUGCCCAGCGUCGAGGAGCUGCGUCGCAGCAUGCCGGUGUUGCCCGCCCAGGAACGGGACCGUCUCGUCCGAGACCACUCCCUCACCCUACACCAGGCGCAGACCAUCGUAGGUGAAGAAGGAUUCCUCAAGCUCUUCGACGAAGUAACAAACUCCGGCGUCUGCAGUUCGAAGAAGGUUGCCAGCUGGCUUCUUAUUGAGCUCCUGGGCCAGUUGAAUGCAGCCCAGCUCACUCUUCAAGACUGUGGUUUGGAUGCGGCGCGGUUCGUCGAGCUGUUAGCCCUGAUGGAAGGCCGGCGUAUCAGUCGGCUGACGGGCGAGGAUGUCCUUAAAGUCCUGGUGAGCGGGGAUUCCCGGAGACCGGAAGAGAUCGUAGAAGAAGCUGCUGCAUGGCAAAUGCCAGAUGACGAGUUACUGCAGCUCUGCAAAAGGGUCAUCGAGGAAAAUCCUGAUGCCGUUAAAGCAUUCAAGAGAGGGAAAGAUCGAGCCUUCAAGGCCCUAAUGGGCAGCACAAAGCAGCUGUCCAACAGGAGGGCGGACAUGAAGACUGCAAAAGCCAUCUUAUUGAAGUUGCUAGCUGAAUGGGAAGGACCAAAAUAAAACUGAUCUAGUCCUUGCCU
This is a messenger RNA of Ixodes scapularis (black-legged tick), 1706 nucleotides long. It is a transcript of the gene GatB, whose product is annotated as glutamyl-tRNA(Gln) amidotransferase subunit B, mitochondrial. Gene Ontology annotation, molecular function: glutaminyl-tRNA synthase (glutamine-hydrolyzing) activity. Bases 82 to 1686 code for a protein of 534 amino acids. Gene Ontology annotation, biological process: mitochondrial translation; glutaminyl-tRNAGln biosynthesis via transamidation. Lineage: Eukaryota; Metazoa; Arthropoda; Arachnida; Ixodida; Ixodidae. The transcript is spliced from 12 exons. The record is from RefSeq and is a predicted model, not a curated record.